AUGUAUGCUCUUCUUCUGUUCGGUACAACAGAAUGUUUCCUUCUGGCUGUCAUGGCUUAUGAUCGUUAUGUUGCCAUUUCCAAUCCGCUGCGUUACACCAUGAUUAUGAACAGAACAGUGUGCAUCCUCCUCGCCACCGCAACAUGGACUGCUUCCUUUAUGAUUACUGUGAUUCAAUCUAUUGCUAAUCCCAUUCGAUUCUGUGGAAACAAUGAGGUUGACCAUAUAGGAUGUGAAGUUAAAUCUGUUAUUAAGCUCAUUUGUGCAGAGUCCUCUUCAAGCCAGAUAAGCAUGUACUUCACUAGCACUUUGACACUGGUUCUUCCUUUGGGCUUCAUCCUUUUUUCCUACAUGCGCAUUCUUGUGACCAUCCUUAGGAUCCACUCAGAAGGAGGUAGGACAAAGGCUUUCUCCACCUGUGGUUCCCAUCUGACUGUAGUGAUCAUGUACUAUGGCACAGCUAUAUUCACUUACCUCCUACCACAAAAUGCAGGGACACAUGAGAUAGAAAAAAUAAUAUCUCCAUUUAAUUCAGUGCUGACUCCCAUGUUUAAUCCUUUAAUUUAUACACUCAGAAACCAAGAAGUCUUGGGUGCAUUGAAGAAACUGAUAGGUAAGAAAAAACCAGACAUAACAUAUUAA
Molecule: messenger RNA, 642 nt
Organism: Zootoca vivipara (common lizard)
Lineage: Eukaryota; Metazoa; Chordata; Lepidosauria; Squamata; Lacertidae
Product: olfactory receptor 13H1-like
Biological process (GO): G protein-coupled receptor signaling pathway
Cellular component (GO): membrane
Molecular function (GO): G protein-coupled receptor activity; olfactory receptor activity
Source: RefSeq, a predicted model, not a curated record